This is a messenger RNA of Thunnus maccoyii (southern bluefin tuna), 1800 nucleotides long. RefSeq lists its product as uncharacterized. The record is from RefSeq and is a predicted model, not a curated record. Bases 194 to 757 code for a protein of 187 amino acids. NCBI's taxonomy places the organism in Eukaryota, Metazoa, Chordata, Actinopteri, Scombriformes, Scombridae. The transcript has 6 exons.
CUCCUCACAAAGAAAUCCCAACCUGGGAUGUAUGAAGUCUGACGAAGCCGCCAUUUCAGAGCGCAAAGGAGCUGGAGAAGCAGCAGGAAAUUUUGUACAUUUUUUAUUUUUCUAAUAUAUUUUUUAUUUUUCUUAGCAAGUAGUAAAUCUAUAUUACUUCUUUGAAUCUACCUCGCCUGCAACGCCGCUUGAAAUGGAUGCAGACACUGAAGAAACCUCAAAGACUUGCAAGGAUGAAUCUGAGAGAUCCAUAAAUGAAAACAAAGCCAGGGGACGUGGGUUCAGAGGUCGUGGUCGAGGAGGUCGGAUGAACCGAGGUGGCAUGCGUGGUGGACGAGGCAUGAUAAAAGGCUUUGGUCCACCUGGACAUGGGAGGGGUCGAGGGAAGGAUGGAGCCAUGAAUGGAUUUGCACCCAUGAGAGGAAUGGGGAGGAUGCGACCUUACCCAGAUAUGAGAGGUCAUCGAGGCAGGGGUGGACCCAUGGGCAUGGGCCCUCCUCCCCCUCCUCCUAUGCACCUCAGAGGUCCCUUCCCACCCAUGCCCAGACCCCCUCCACCUCCUCCUCCGGGUCAUCCCGGUUUCAGAGGGCGUCCACCACACCCUCGUGGCCGCAGCAUGCCACCCCCUGGGCCUCCACGCCACUUCCACCCCCGAGGUCCAAGAGGCUACCACAAUGGACCGGUCUCUCCUCCGCCUCACCUCCCACCUGGCAGAGGCCAGAGGUGGCCAGGGCCCCCUGGUGGCCGACGCUUUUAACACAGCCUGCCCUAAAAACAAUAACCAAGCACUUGUUAAUAUAGACGGGGCCUAAAGAGGUGCAGUGAAUGAAACGCCCCUGAAUUGUGUGUUAUACAAAGUCUCUGAGUAUCUUCAUGACAUACUCUGUAGCCAAAUGUCUGGUUAUUAAUGUCUACUGGCAAAUGAAUAAUGUGAAAAUGACUAAUGACAACCGAGGACACACAAAAUGCCUCACACCUUAACAAUGUAAAGGCAUCCUCACGUUCUGUUACCUAUGUCGUUAAAAGGAAUACUGUUGAUACUGAAGGGACUAUUUGAUAUUGUUGAGAAAAAGUUGUUAAAAAAAAAAACGAGAUUGAAAGCAAACAAAUUCUUGUCUAAGUUCAUUAACUGUUCUGUGGUUCUUGUUACAGUCACCCUGUGAGCCUUAAGAAAAUUUCCUGAUUCUUAAUAAAGAAUAAAAAAAUGGGUGACAGAGUAUGUUUAAGAUGGGGGUAAAAUGAGUAAGAGUGCACAACAGCCCUCAAGUUAACUAGUUUAGCACACGUUGGACCUCCCUAACCUUUCCUUUUGUUACAUGGAAAUAGUUAUGUAUUAUAACCUCACCAAGCAGUGCAGCAAAUAUUGUUUAACAGAUUCACUUACACAUUUCAAGUGAUAUGACAAUAUUCCAUUUGUCAAGUAUUCAUGAGUAUUUAAUUUUAUAUUUUAUAUCUUAAAUGUGCAGCUAUUUUAAGUUAUGAGUAUUGCUGUUUGGAACAUCAGUGUUUGUCUUCAGCAAUCUAUUGUGUAAUGACAAAAAGGAAAAGGCAUUAUAAAGGAAUAGUAUACUGAAAUAUAUCUAGUAGCUUUUAUAAAUGAAAGCAAAUUCCAUUAGUAUUUGCCUCACUUAUGGAUACAACAUUACUAUUUACUGUGUUUAGUUUUUUGAAGUGUAAUAAAUACUUUAUUCACUGUAAGUAACAUAACUUUUGUGAACCUGUGAAUGUGUUUUAUGAGAAACGUCAAGACAUAUGCGAUAGCCGUGCAGAAAAAAAAAUAAAACUAAAAAAGAAACUCAA